This is a messenger RNA of Clonostachys rhizophaga, 1695 nucleotides long. The record is from the annotation of a GenBank genome assembly. NCBI's taxonomy places the organism in Eukaryota, Fungi, Ascomycota, Sordariomycetes, Hypocreales, Bionectriaceae.
AUGCGUCUCUCUUCAAUUAUCGCCGUGGCCACUCUUUCGGCGGUCCAUGAUCCCGUGACGGCUAGAGAGCUCCCGGUUGAUGAGGAAAGAGCUGCCAGGCUCUACGACUCGGGUGUCAUCCAUCAGGAGUUAAUCUCAAACAAAAUUGCCCACUGGGAAGCAGAGAUGGAGGCAGGCUUGAUGGCUAGCGAGCAGUUUCCGCGACUAAACGCCACAAAAUGCGUCAACGGAAUUGCCGAGGCGAUUUCAGGAGACCCAUUACAUACCUUCAGGUGCAAGAACAUGGACUUGUUGGACUUUUUAAACCAUGAGGACCUUGGCUCCACUGGCUACUACGAGAACAUUCGAUCUGGGAGCUCUGCCUGGGGCUGGACUGAUCCCGAAUCGGGUCGUGAGUUCAUCGCCUCUGGUGUAUACGAUGGUGUGAGCUUCAUCGAGAUCCUUCCCGAGGGGAAGAUGUUGCCUCUUGGAUUCUUACCAAAAUGGGCUACGCUUGCCAGCGGUGCUUGGUGGACUGAGAUUCGACCAUACAAACAAUACAUGAUCAUCGGCAGCGAGCUCGUUGGUAAUGGUGUCCAGAUCUUUGAUAUGACGAAGCUGCUGCCCUUGGAUGGUUCCAGCGGCAUCCACCGCUUUACCAACGAGCAGGAUCUCACUGGCCAUUUCAAUGAGACCCUCCCAAUUGGUCGAAGCCAUAACGUGGUGGUUAACCAGGAACUCAACUAUGCCAUUGCCGUCGGUGUGCAGCCGAGAGACCAAUACUGCCUGGGCGGUCUCCACUUCUUUACUCUAGAUGACCCUUCAAAUCCCGUUUCUCUCGGCUGUGAUGGCCAGGAUGGUUACACCCACGACGCGCAAUGUCUCGUUUACCGUGGGCCCGAUGAGAAAUACGUUGGCAGAGAGGUCUGCUACGGUUACAAUGAGGAUACUCUUACCAUUUUUGACGUGACGGACAAGACAGCCGUUAAAAUCAUCUCACGUGUCACGUAUGAGGGCGCCACCUUCACUCAUCAGGGUUGGGUCAACGACGUUAACAACCAGGAAUACCUCUUCAUGGAUGAUGAAUUUGAUGAAUACAAUCGCGUUGGGCCAGCAGCCGACGGGUACCCUGUCACGUACAUCUGGAGCAUUCAUAAUCUCGAAAACCCCAAGCAGACUGGGCUCUUCAAGGCAACAAACCGUGGCAUUGAUCACAAUCAAUACGUAUGGGGUGACUACAUCUAUCAGUCCAACUACGGGGCUGGUGUUCGCGUCUACGACGUCUCUUCUGUGCGUGAGGACCCUACGGGUAACAGUGUGUGCGAAGUUGCCUUCUUUGACACCUACCCCGAAGAUGACCAGGACGAAGGCGGUGGCGCCACCAGGUUUUCCGGUUCAUGGCACUCUUACGCAGGCUUCAAGUCCGGUUAUGUCUUCAUCAACACGAUUGAGCGUGGCGGAUUCUUGGUCAAGCCCACCGGGUACCCCAAUUGCCCGGCCAAGAUGUGUAAUGCCGACAACUGCCUGCGAGCCUUGCGCGCGGAAAGCAUCAAAGACCGUCUGGAGGAGAGCCAGGAGUUUUGUGCUGACUUCACUGAUGGUUGGAACGCACAGGUGACUGAUGUCCCAGCGUUUGCUACGGAAGCUUGCACAGGCAAUGUCAUCAGUCGCGUAUCAUCGGCGUGUUCCUGUCUCCCAACUCCCACUGGUUCUUAA